Molecule: messenger RNA, 948 nt
Organism: Synchytrium microbalum
Lineage: Eukaryota; Fungi; Chytridiomycota; Chytridiomycetes; Synchytriales; Synchytriaceae
Exons: 3
Coding region: 1-948 (315 amino acids)
Source: RefSeq, a predicted model, not a curated record
AUGCUAGGGAUAAAAGGGGUACCUCCAGCACCUGCACAUCAGCUGCCAUCGCCACUGCCAUCUCCGCUCUCGUCCGUCCCAACCUCUCCCAAAGGUGGUAACAUUGUCGGAGCGAACAUAAAUACAAACAUCACAGCAUCAUCCCCAUAUCCAACCGACAACGCAAACGAUGCAUCCCUCUCCUGCCACCGUAGACCGAAAGCAACCCCACAUAAAUCUAUCUCAAACACCAGUAAUCAAGUAAAGAACUAUCCCGACAUGACCAAUGACGAACAACCCAAUGAUACCACACUUCGACUGGACUAUUAUCAAGACUUGAUCAACAAUCCGAAAAACUAUUACGAGCAGGUGCUGAAACAGUUUAGGAGUAGUGUCGCUGCUAGUCCCACGACAAGGAAACUACAAAAGAAUUCAACUACUCUGAAACGAGACACUGUAUCCACUACCACAUCAACAACGUCAAACACCGUCACUGCAGCAUCUGUAGUUGAAUUCUCGCAUAAAGACCUCCCGGAAGAGUUACAGGACCUAGACAUUUAUUCUAUUGAUUUGGAAGGAUCAAAGUGGAAGGAUACUCAGGGGGCAGUUAAGGUUGAAUGGAGGAAAGGUCUGCCACUAGAGCUCCCCACACAUCUGGAUGGCUACUCUCUUCUCACUACCGAAGAAAUACAUACAUGCCAAACACUAAGGUUCUUGCCCUGCCAGUAUUUAUUCAUCAAGCGGGUAUUGCUCUCGGCUGUAAAGGAAAAGUGGUUUAGGAAAGUAGACGUACAAGGAUGGUUUCGCAUGGAUGUGAACAAAUCAGCCAAAGUAUAUGACUGGUUUGUUUCAUUGGGAUGGCUGCCGGGGGAUAUCGACGAAUGGAGGUCGACACACGAUGAUAGAAAACCACCACCACGUAUUCCGGCAAAGAAACGGCCACAAACUGUGGCGAGAACGCCUACAUAA